Nycticebus coucang (slow loris) is the source of this 482-nucleotide messenger RNA. RefSeq names its product prefoldin subunit 6-like. The record is from RefSeq and is a predicted model, not a curated record. Gene Ontology annotation, molecular function: protein-folding chaperone binding. Bases 13 to 402 code for a protein of 129 amino acids. Gene Ontology annotation, biological process: protein folding; chaperone-mediated protein complex assembly. Gene Ontology annotation, cellular component: prefoldin complex; cytoplasm. The transcript has a single exon. Lineage: Eukaryota; Metazoa; Chordata; Mammalia; Primates; Lorisidae.
UUUCAACCCGCCAUGGCUGAGCUGAUCCAGAAGAAGCUGCAGGGAGAAGUGGAGAAAUAUCAACAGCUACAGAAGGACUUGAGUAAAUCCAUGUCAGGGAGGCAGCAGCUUGAGGCACAACUAACAGAAAAUAAUAUGGUGAAGGAGGAACUGGCCUUGCUGGAUGGGUCCAACAUGGUCUCUAAACUUCUGGGUCCUGUGCUGGCCAAACAGGCGCUGGGGGAGGUUCGGGCCACAGGGGGGAAGAGGCUGGACCAUAUCACAGCUGAAAUUAAGCGAUACGAAUCCCAGCUCUGGGACCUUGAAGGGCAGUCAGAGCAUCAGAGGGAAACCCUUGCUCAGCUGCAGCAGGAGUUCCCGCAGGCCCAGGCAACAAAGGCAGGGGCUCCUGGGAAGGCCUGACCCCAGGGUUGGGGGGGAAGGGGAGAGAAUGAGGCAGCUCUAGGAUCUAUAUUGUAGGUAAUAAAAUGUAAAAAUACCUG